UAAAAGCCUGUCAUUUGGGACCAAAACAGAGAUCGGAUUGUUUACACGCAGGCGGCAUCUUAAUUCAUUAAAAAUUUAGUCAAUAGGUUUAAAUAUAAGUUCAAAGUGUAUAGUGCUAAGUAUCGCGCAGCGAUGGCAAUCCUUAUAAAGCAAGAGUUGAUCAUCAACGCCGAGGAGGAGCACGCUCCCGCGCUGGAACCGACCGCCAUCAGCGAUUCAGCCGCCACCUUUUGCGCCCUCUGCAUCCGGGAAGUGCCCACAAAUGGAAACUUUUUCGAGUUCACGCACCAAAACUCGACCGAGUUCCGCGAUCUGCUCGGGGAGCUGUUUGGCAUCGACCUUCACCUGCAGCACUUUAUCGUGUGCCGAACCUGCUGGAAGAUGCUGCAGAUGGUGGGCGACUUUCGGGAGUGCUGCCUCAAGGGACAGAGCUGGAUGGAGCGGUUCGUGGGCGGCAUCCGGAGUGACGACGAUUGGCUUUCGGACGAGAUGACGCAGAUGAUCGACUGCCUGCAGGCGGCCAUUGAGGACCACAUGGAGCAGAUCGAGCAGAACGAUGCCAUCGACGAGGGGGGAUAUUCGGUGGGGAAGGUUCAAGCUGGCGAAACGCUCGAGUCGCUGGAGGUUAAUGGAUCGUACGGGGGUGACGGGCAUGAAGAGUACGACGAGGCAGAGCAGAAUUCGCUGAGCUUGGUCAUUGCUGAGGCACAGUUGAGUGAAGUAGGAGGGUUGAACACAUCAAAAGGGGAUAUAAUGUGCAGAAUAUGUAAUGUUCCAUUGAAAAAGGACAGCCUUGUGAAACACAAGCGAUCGAAGCGGCACAGACUUCAAGUCAAAGUACAUAAACGGACACAACUGAAUCAUGUUGGGAUUACUGUAGAAACGGAACCAUCGCUGGAAUCGGAUCAAUCCGAUUGGUACGAGGACUUGAACGAAUCUAAUGCCGCAAAUGUCGAAGUUGUCCAGGAAAAAGCAAGUGACGAUCAAAAAGAAGUGGAGUGUAAAAUUUGUAACAUGAAGUUUUCUAGAGGAGCAAAUUUCGACAGACACAGACUGACUAAGCAGCAUCAGCUGCAAGCCAAAGAAGCUGGCUACGAAGAGGAACUUGGACUGGCUCUCGUGGGAACCACCUGUACCGUUUGUAAUCUUACUUUCGGAAGAAAUGAUUACUUCCAAAAACAUUUGAUGACAAAGAGGCACCUGAUGCUGGUCGAUAAACAAAGCGGAACUGACGGAGCUGACAUUUAUAUUCUACCCGAGAAUGAAAUUACCCCUGAACAUGAAGUUAACCAAAUCAGUCCACAUCCGAUUGUGACUGAAAAAAUUCAACAGAAUAACGGCGAGGAGGGUAUUGUCUCAACAGAGCACAAGUGCCGAUUUUGCCAGUGCCUUUACGCGAACGCGUACCAGCUGGAGAAACACAUUCACAACAUACACUUUGACAACAUGCUCCAGUGUCGCGUGAUGUGCAAGAAGCGAUUCCUGAGCAAGAAAAAUCUCAUCCUCCACGAGAAAAUCUGCCGGGACAAGUCGCUCACCUGUUCGUUUUGCAAGAUCAAGUGCGGCUCGCGGAAAGCCCUGCUCGCGCACGAGCGCAACUUCCACAACGGAACGGUGUGGAAGUGCAAGUACUGCGAUAGGAAGUACAAGAAGCGAUCGGACCUGAAACAUCACCAUCUGGUCAAACACGGAAAGGAUGCGGGCAAACAUUGCUGUCAGCUGUGUGGAAAGUUCUUCAACACGGCAAAAUCGCUGGAAUAUCAUCAGUUUACCCACACCGGGACGCGACCGUACUCGUGCGAGCACUGUGGAAAAGGCUUCAUCUACUACACCGGGAUGAACAGACACAUUCGCGAUGUACAUAAAAUAUACACAUGAACUGAUGAUUUUUUCUUUUGAAUGUUGGACUGAGUUUAAUAAACGACAAAAUAUAUGUUUGGUUUGCAAAAA
This is a messenger RNA of Culex quinquefasciatus (southern house mosquito), 1950 nucleotides long. RefSeq names its product zinc finger protein 649. The record is from RefSeq and is a predicted model, not a curated record. The transcript is spliced from 6 exons. Gene Ontology annotation, cellular component: nucleus. NCBI's taxonomy places the organism in Eukaryota, Metazoa, Arthropoda, Insecta, Diptera, Culicidae. Gene Ontology annotation, molecular function: zinc ion binding; RNA polymerase II transcription regulatory region sequence-specific DNA binding; DNA-binding transcription factor activity, RNA polymerase II-specific. Gene Ontology annotation, biological process: regulation of transcription by RNA polymerase II. Bases 133 to 1878 code for a protein of 581 amino acids.